GCUAUUGCGCGCGGCGCUGUCUCCGCCCAGCCCGCGUCCAAGCCUCGCGGAUUAAAAAAAAAAUAAUUAAAAAAAGAAAAUUAACCCAAGGCGUGUUCCAUUCCAAAUUCAAAUAAAAAACAUGGCGGUUGUUGGUACACGCGGUGACGGUUUCUUGUGAAUUGUGGUAUCAAUAUGUUCCUCCCGGACUGGACCUAAUUUACAAUAGUGUUAAGUGUGUGUGUUUAGACAUAAUUGAUUUUAACCAGCCUCCAGACAACCCAUUGGGACCAAAUCGCCGAACAAAUAAAUAAGUUCAUUUAAAAAAAAAUCAACCACAAAAUCCCAUUUCUUACUACCUAAUUAAAAUUAAUAAUUAAUUCGUAUAAAAUAAUAGACUGUCCAAGGUCCAAGGUACUUCUUAGUAAUUUGUGUGUAUUAUAAAUCGAUUAGAUAGGGUCACAAUAAAUAAAGUGUUUCUUCAUAAGUGUAAGUGAAGUGCGUGGCGUAUGGAACUCCCAGGGGGCGAAGGUUUGAUUCUCCGGUUCCGUGGAGUGGAUAGAUCAAUAUGAACCCAGAAGCCGGCGGCGAGGAUGCAGCCACACCCACCACGCCGGGCGCGGGCGGCGCGGCGGACGCGGGCCCGCUGGUGCCGGUGCCCGUCGCCCCGCGCAAGCCAGCGCGGCGCGGCGCCAAGGUGCAGCAGGAGCGGCCCAAGCGGGCGCUGUUCUGUCUCACGCUGAAGAACCCGCUGCGAAAGCUGUGCAUCGACAUCGUCGAGUGGAAGCCGUUCGAAUGGAUGAUCCUGACGACGAUAUUUGCUAACUGCGUGGCGCUGGCAGUCUACACGCCCUUUCCAGCAAGCGACUCCAAUUAUACCAACUGGGUUUUAGAAAAGAUCGAGUACAUAUUCCUGGUGAUAUUCACGGGGGAGUGCGUCAUGAAGAUCAUCGCGUAUGGAUUCGUCAUGCACCAGGGCUCGUAUCUGCGGAACGGGUGGAAUCUGCUCGACUUCACUAUUGUUGUUAUUGGCAUGGUGAGUACGGUGCUGUCGAGUAUAUUCAAGGAUGCCUUCGACGUUAAGGCGUUGCGAGCUUUCCGAGUGCUGCGACCAUUAAGGCUCGUCUCUGGAGUGCCCAGUCUACAGAUCGUGUUGAACUCGAUCCUGAAGGCGAUGGUGCCGCUCCUACACAUCGCGCUGCUGGUCAUCUUCGUCAUCAUCAUCUACGCCAUCAUUGGAUUGGAGCUGUUCUCGGGGAAGAUGCACAAGUCGUGCUACAGUAAAUCAACAGGGGAAAUAAUGGAUAACCCGCAUCCCUGCGACGUCGACAAUGGCUUCAACUGCUCUCUCCUCGGAGAAGACAUGGAGUGCCGCGAGGGGUGGAUCGGACCCAACUUCGGUAUCACCAACUUCGAUAACUUCGGGUUGUCCAUGCUCACCGUCUUCCAGUGCAUCACGCUUGAGGGUUGGACGGAUGUUAUGUACCAUAUUCAAGACGCGAUGGGGAACAGUUGGGAGUGGAUAUAUUUCGUUUCGAUGGUCAUAUUGGGCGCCUUUUUCGUCAUGAACCUUAUUCUUGGUGUCCUGUCUGGAGAGUUCUCCAAAGAAAGAGAAAAGGCAAAGAACCGUGGUGACUUCCAAAAGCUACGCGAGAAGCAGCAACUAGAAGAGGACUUGAAGGGGUAUCUGGACUGGAUCACACAGGCUGAGUACUUGGAGCCGCUGGCCGACCAGCAUGACGCUGUGGACCAAAAGAGAGAUUAUGGUAUUGAGUUUUUAAAUCAAACGCAAAACGAGCACGAUUCAACGGACCACUUGGGAAUAGAGGCGCCCGAGCAGCAGAAAGUAUCCAUAGGAAAAUUAUGGAAAAAAGAUUUUGAUAAGGUGAAUCGUCGCAUGAAGCGCGCGUGCCGACGCGCGGUGAAGUCGCAGACGUUCUACUGGCUCAUCAUAGUGCUGGUGUUCCUCAACACCGUGGUGCUGGCCAGCGAGCACUACCAUCAACCUCCGUGGAUGGAUUACUUCCAGGAGUACGGGAACGCAAUAUUUGUGGCGCUGUUCACUUUAGAGAUGUUGGUGAAGAUGUACAGCUUAGGAUUACAGGGAUACUUCGUGUCGCUGUUCAACCGCUUCGACUGCUUCGUGGUGGUGGGCUCCAUCAGCGAGAUGGUGCUGACCAAGACGGAGCUCAUGCCGCCGCUCGGCAUCUCCGUGCUGCGCUGCGUGCGGCUGCUGCGCGUCUUCAAAGUCACCAAGUACUGGCGAUCGUUGUCUAACUUGGUAGCAUCGCUGCUGAACUCGAUCCAGUCCAUCGCGUCCCUGUUACUGCUGCUCUUCCUUUUCAUCAUGAUCUUCGCUCUGCUCGGCAUGCAGGUAUUUGGAGGCAAGUUUAACUACGACCCCGUGGAAGAGAAGGACAGACAUAACUUCGAUUGUUUUUGGCAGGCGCUCCUUACAGUAUUUCAGAUACUCACAGGCGAGGACUGGAACGCAGUGAUGUAUGAAGGCAUCAAGGCGUACGGCGGCGUAGGCACGUUUGGCAUACUGGCUUGCAUCUACUUCAUUAUCCUCUUCAUUUGCGGCAACUAUAUCCUCCUGAAUGUGUUCUUGGCUAUCGCCGUGGACAAUCUAGCCGAUGCUGAGUCGCUGACCAAUAUCGAGAAGGAAGAAGGACAAGCUGGAGACGAACAAGAAGGUAUCGAAGGAGGGCCAGAAGGUGUGCUUGCGGAAACUGAUGACGAAUACAUUCACGAUGAUGAUGCCUACACCACCGAUAACUCGGAAAGGGAAUACGAAGAAAUGGGUUCAGAGGGAGAUCAACAAGAGGAGAUCGAUGGAGAGGGAGAUGAAGGUAUUAUAGAUGAAGAGAAUGAAGAGAGACUCGAAGAGGAACAGGAAGAAAUAGAGAGUCAUCAAAGAAAUCAUAUAGUGAACACAGAGUUCGAGGAUGAGCCGAGGUUGAAACGUAAGCCGACAACGUCGUCGGCAAGGCCGCGGCGACUGUCCGAGGUCGAUAUCCAAAGCUCGGCCAAGCCCAUCCCCGACGCUUCCUCCUUCUUCAUAUUUUCUAAAACAAACAGGUUUCGCGUGUUCUGCUACAAGAUGUCUGCGUCAUCUACUUUCGGCAACAUCAUCUUGGUGUGCAUCAUGCUCUCGUCCGCCAUGUUGGCUGCAGAGGACCCUUUGGAUGCUGCGCAAAAGGGAUUUCGAAAUUGGUUGCUGAGUCAAUUCGACAUCUUCUUCACGGGCAUCUUCACUCUGGAGCUGUUCUUGAAGCUGAUCACGUACGGCCUCCUUUUCCACGAGGGCGCCUUCCUGCGUUCCGCCUUCAACGUCCUCGACAUGCUCGUUGUUUGCGUCUCCCUUAUUUCUAUGAGCUUUAAGUCUGGAAGUAUAUCCGUUGUGAAAAUAUUACGAGUAUUCAGAGUGCUGAGGCCACUUAGGGCCAUCAACAGAGCCAAGGGCCUUAAGCACGUUGUUCAGUGCGUGAUCGUUGCAAUCAAAACAAUCGGCAACAUUUUGUUGGUAACGUCCUUGCUCCAAUUCAUGUUCGCGGUCAUGGGAGUGCAAAUGUUCAAGGGUAAAUUUUUUAGAUGUAAUGAUAUAUCAAAAAUGACAAAAGACGAGUGUCGAGGGACAUAUUUAGUGUUUGAAAAUCGUAAUUAUGUAGUUAGAGAUAGAGAAUGGAAGAGAAAUGAGUUUCAUUUUGAUAAUGUUAUGAAAGGGAUGCUCACUCUCUUCACUGUAUCCACUUUUGAAGGAUGGCCAGGGUUAUUGUACGUGUCUAUAGAUUCUAAUGCCGAAGAUCGGGGUCCCAUUACUAACUUCCGUCCAAUUGUUGCAGCCUAUUAUAUUAUUUAUAUUAUUAUAAUUGCCUUCUUCAUGGUAAAUAUAUUCGUCGGUUUCGUCAUAGUGACAUUCCAAAAUGAGGGCGAGCAAGAAUAUAAAAACUGUGAACUAGAUAAGAACCAAAGAAAUUGUAUAGAAUUUGCGUUAAAAGCAAAACCAAUUAGAAGAUAUAUACCUAAGCACCGUAUCCAGUACAAAGUGUGGUGGUUCGUGACGUCACAGCCGUUCGAAUACGCGAUAUUCGUACUCAUCAUGAUAAACACCAUCACCCUCGCCAUGAAGUACCACAACCAGCCGCCGGAGUACAGCAAGGCGCUGGACAUGUUGAACAUGAUCUUUACCGCUGUAUUCGCGUUAGAGUUCAUUUUCAAACUUGCCGCUUUUAGAUUUAAGAAUUACUUCGGUGACGCGUGGAACACGUUCGACUUUAUCAUCGUGUUGGGAAGCAUCAUCGACAUCGUGGUCUCACAAGUAAACGAACUUAAGAAUCAGGGAAGUGGGUUGCCAAGAGCGCACGUUGUCAAGGAGAGUUCAAUUCCAUCUAUAAACUUCUUUCGUCUCUUUCGGGUUAUGAGACUAGUGAAGCUUCUUUCUCGAGGAGAAGGCAUAAGAACGCUGCUCUGGACCUUCAUCAAGUCCUUUCAGGCCCUGCCAUAUGUAGCACUUCUGAUUCUGAUGCUUUUCUUCAUAUAUGCCGUGGUUGGGAUGCAGGUUUUCGGGAAAAUCGCAAUAGACGAUGACACGCCUAUCACAAGAAAUAAUCACUUCCAAACGUUUCCACAAGCUAUACUGGUGUUAUUUCGUUCUGCUACCGGUGAGGCGUGGCAAGACAUUAUGAUGGGCGUGUCACCGGAACCAGACGUACAUUGUGAUAGUAACUACGAAGAGGAGGGAGAGGACGAUAGCGGAGGCUCGUGCGGCAGCGUUCUCGCCUUCCCCUACUUCAUCUCCUUCUACGUGUUGUGUUCCUUUCUUAUUAUUAAUUUAUUUGUUGCCGUCAUUAUGGAUAACUUCGACUAUUUGACCAGAGACUGGUCAAUAUUGGGACCACACCACUUAGAUGAAUUUAUAAGACUUUGGAGUGAAUAUGAUCCAGAUGCUAAGGGUCGUAUUAAACAUUUAGAUGUAGUUACUUUAUUAAGAAAAAUUAGUCCACCAUUAGGAUUCGGCAAGCUGUGUCCGCAUCGCGUGGCUUGCAAGAGACUAGUGUCCAUGAACAUGCCACUCAACUCGGAUGGCACUGUCCUCUUCAAUGCGACGUUGUUUGCGGUCGUCCGCACAUCGUUGAAGAUCAAAACGGAUGGUAACAUUGAUGAUUGUAAUACGGAGCUGCGAGCUGUGAUAAAGAAGAUCUGGAAGAGGACUUCACCCAAGUUGCUGGACCAGGUCGUACCACCUCCCGGCGAUCCCAAUGAGAUUACCGUCGGCAAAUUUUAUGCGACAUUCCUCAUCCAAGAUUACUUUAGAAGGAAUCACGCGUUCAAAAAGCGUAAGGAACAGGAGAUGAGGCAGAGCGACGAGCAGUGCCACCAGAUGACGCUACAAGCUGGCUUGAGGACGCUGCACGAAGCCGGACCAGAGCUGAAGCGAGCCAUAUCUGGGAACCUGGAUGUCGAUAUCGUUGGGGAUAACGAUGUACCUAUGCACAGGAGAAACCAUUCCCUUUUUGGCGGAGUGUGGUCCAGUAUACGAAGGCACGGCCCCAACAGGCAUUUUCAGAGACAUCGGAAACAUGGCGAAGGCCCUCCAGAAGCUGUCGGCAAUCACUUGAGUUCAAUGAUGCAGCGUGAAUACGGUGUAGCAAAUCUACCUCUAGCGCCUAAUUUAGCUAAUGGACAGCCAAAAGAACAAAUACCGCUGAGACCAUUAAUAUUGAAUGGAGAGUCAGAAAAGAUUUACCAGGUGCUUGACAACCAAAAAUCGAACUACCCAGAGAUGCUAGGCCAAAUCGGUCUGGCAUUCGGAUGCGUCAACUACUUAACGACACCCGAAACGUCCGGCACAAAAUCGACGUCACCAUCCCGACAGAGAGUACACCCAGAAGGUACAGAGAAGAUAACGGAGAAGUUGGCAGUGCCAAAGAAGGCUUCUCCAGAAGAUAAGACUCCGUCGCCUGGGGAGACGAUAGCGCCGAAGAUAUCCGCGCUGCUGGUGAAGGAGUGUACGCCGGCGGAGUCGAGGCCGAUGACGUUGUACGGGUACAACGCAGCUGCGAGGCUUCCCUUCACGUUCUCCCACGCUCGGGAGCGCCGGAGCCUGCGCGCAGCGCCGCGGCCCGCGCCCGCAGGCGGUAACGCAGGGCGAGGGGUGGUGUCUCUGCCCGGCAGCCCCCGGAACACCGCGUCGGUGCCAGUGGUGGGGUCUGCUGAGAGCCUGGUCACCAGGGUGCUAGCUGAACAAGGCCUAGCGGAAUACUGCGACCCGGAAUUCGUGAGAAACACCUCCAGAGAAAUGCAAGAGGCACUGGAUAUGACUCAAGAGCAAAUGGAUAGAGCGGCUCAUCAGCUAAUGAUACAAGAGCGAAACUUGAAGCAAGUUCAAAACCAGCAGCCGCAAGUGGGCGAUAUCCUAGCCCGCCAGCACCAUCCCUACCACCAGCCCGCGUUGCCGCAGCCCCUCAAGCGGUUAUAGCACCGACACAACAUGGCGCCCAAAAUGGCGUCCAAGAUGGCGCCGACAUGCGUCACCCGCACCACAGACGAAAGAGGAAACGCAAGCCUGUGCUUGUUUAGACACUACCGUUUACCUAGCGUUCUUAAUUUUACAGUCUGAUAAAUAAUAUAAGCUCAAUCGUCUUUUUUGUUGGGGUCCAGAUUCUCUGUGGAAAUAGAAGUGUUAUGAUGUAUUUGAUCUGUUAUAGAAGUCUAAUUUGACAUCAUAAAUUGCAGUGCGUUGCGAAUUCAAUGUCGCAAAGAAUGUGGACUCCAUAACCUUCGUAUAUUAGAUCUUGGCCUUUUGGCAGUAUAAAUAGCGAAUCGAACAGGCGGAUCAAUAUUAGGUACUAUGAAUUGUAAUACUGAAUUUCUUGGACUGUGACCACUGAUAGUUGAAAGUGAGAUUUGUAGUUCCGUAGAUAUUUUAUAGUAAAUUUUAGAUAAAUUGAUUAGGGUGAAACAAAAAAUAUGAUAAUGGUGCUCAUUUGGUUGCACGCAAAACUUUUGACUAAAUUGAACUGAGACUGGUCUCGAGAGUAAUACCAUCCUUUUCUAAUACUCCCUGUUGAAAAGGAUGGAUUCACUUUUAACAAUUUAGUUCCGGUUUAAAUAAAAUCUGUCAGCGCCAAAUUUUAUGAGAUGAUUUCUAUUCUUCUUUUGUGAAAGCGCCAAGCGAGUCAUUCUGUAUUUUUUACCGCGGACCUUUUCGUAGAGUUUCGAUUCCUUUACCAAGAAGUUGAGUCUUUAAUAUUUAUUUACUACGACGUAUUUGCAGACGAUUUGUAGUUCUUGAUUACAGUUCGGGGGUAGUCGACUGACUAUUUUGAAGUAAAAGUAUUUGGAUUCCCUUAUUAAAAACCACUUACCUACUUAAACUUAUUCUAAGAUAAAACAUCCACUAGUGUAAUUAUGAAUAUAUCAGUAUAAUUCAGAAAUUUUGAAAAACUUUGCCCACUUGAGGGCAAAUUAACAUGCACAGGUCAAGUACCCCCAUAAUUAGUUUUUACCAAAUAAACGUAACAAUGAAAAGUACCAAAUGAUCGUUAGUUAGUUUUAUUAACGUUAUGACUUUUGACCAAACGAGACGGUCCAAAAUAAGCCGAUUUUUUAACAAAUUUUGUUUUUUUUUUCAUCGGUGAAAUUAUUUACAGCACUAGAAUUUAUUAACUUACUAGUAGAUACUAUUUUAGUUUUGUUUUAGGUAGUUAAAAUGGCGUUUCUGGGUAACUGGUAUCCAAGUUGUUAUUUGACGUUGUCAAAUAACUUGUUAUUUGUGAGUGAGAGCGAGUGAGGAGAGCGCGGCAGACGUAUUUCUUCAUUUCUUCUUAUAUAGACGCACAUGUUAAUAUAUAAAAUAAAAAAAAAAAUGAAAAAAUGUUACCGUCUACAACUCUCUCCUCUCUGUCAUCAUUCCUCGCAGCUUUGCAAUGUCCAUAGUGAAAACUCUAAGUUUUGCGGUUUAUAUGAAAAUAUGAAUAUUUGUGUUAAUUUACUAACCAGAGGAUUAAAAAAAAAUCGAACCAAUAGCUUUCUUUGUAAGCGGUACGGACCGUCUCUUUUAAUAACAAGUUUGUUUGAGCUUUAAGCAAACGUUUAUUUGUAUUAUGUGAUGCAAACAAUUGUGUGCAAAAGUGUUUAUCAGUAUUAUUGAUUAUGAUAUAGAAAUUAGAGGGUAGAUAGAAUUUUUGAAUUUGUUUUUGGACACAAAGCUUUAAAUAGACUUAACCAAAAAUAUUUAAAUAAAUGAAGACUUUCAAAUUAUAGAAAGACGAAAUGUAAGCCAAUGUAUAGUCGACCCUCAUCCUGUCGCGGAUAGCAAAUAACUCUAUAACUAAUUUGUUCUACAACCGAUUGCACUUGAGAAAUAGAUUGUAAUGAACCCAGACUUAUAUUUCUGGUCUCAAACUGUAUAUUUAAUAAUCUAUAAGUAAUAAAAAAAUAUAUAAGUAUAUAUUUUUUUUUAAAGCUUUGUGUACAAAAAAUUUACUAUAAUUUCCGCUUCGAAAAGCGUCCUGUUACACUAAACUUUUCAUUUGAUUUGUUAAUAAAACCAGACUGACCAUCGGAGCCUCUUACUCGAUAUGACAUUUAUAAUUACCAUGAAAUCAAUCCCAUUUUCAUCAUCCGCCAUCAGAAUUUGAAUGUUAUAUCGAAUCAAGAACCGGCUAGUGUGAUAGUGUACCUAACCCUAAUUUUACUCGUAAAGUUUUCUACGAAUUUUAGAAAAGUCAACACAAUUUUUGCAUUUACACACACCUAUCUUUAAAAAAUAAUAUAACAGAUUUACAUUAGAGUGACAAUACCGCAGUUAAAGACUUGACAAACUUUAUUAUUAAGUGAUGGGAUGACAGGCUUCUGAUGAGACUGGCAACAUCGACGCUACUAGCGUAUCCUUAUUUGUAGCCUGCAGACUAUGUAACAAAACGUGGAAAAAGAAGAGUAUAAGCCGCGUUCGUUACACUUUUAGACCAUAGAGACAUCGAGUAGUGAUGCAUAGUGGUUAUAUCGAUAAAUGAUAUCGACAAAUCUACCCUCUCCUAAUAACUUAUACGAAAUAAAAUACCAAUAUUCCGAACUGGAUAUUGCUCACAUUUGUACAAUAUAUAACUCUAAAACCGAACUAUUGCUCAGAUCUUAAAAUCUUGCCUAUAAACAUGAAGAAUAUGUAAUUAACGCCAGUCUCAAAAUAAACCUGAACCAAUUUUCAGUAAGUUGGUGGAACGUGUAAUUAACUUUCAGGAAUUGAAAAUUGUACUUAAGGUAAUUUUAGUCUCCAGCAAAUUGUAUUCUAAAUCUUUGAAACGAAUAACACGAUAUAUUCCAAAGUAGAUAAAUACAUGUUCUAAGGUAAAGUGUAUACAAACCUAAAUAAGAUGGUUGCACAAAUUUUUAGGAGCAUAUAACAAAGUAACGUUUUUUACAUAACGACUAAUUACACAAGGAGUUGCCUUGCUAGACGUUACUUUUUGUCAAAGUAUAUGAUCAACGAUCUAAUGCAAUUGUAAAAACUGUCUCCUACCUUAAAUAUACGAAACUACCCUUUUAUGUUGUCGAAUGGUGUAAAAAAAAGAUCAACAACUUCUAGUUUAGUUUAAGAUAUAUACUUGAUUUGAGCUCGUUUUCCUCGAUAAAUUACAUAAUUUUAUUUGAAAAUUCGGGUGCGAUUCUAGUCCUUAUGUAAUUAGUCUAAGCGUCAAGGUCUUUGUCCCUAUAAGUUCUUCCGUCUUUAUAGAUAUAAUUUUUAACAGAUAGAUAAGUUAGUGUUUCUUUUAAACUCUAGCUUAUUCUAUACAAAAUUAGCUUUUUUUUUCUUCCAUUUGGAAAGCCAUUUUUUUAUAUUUUAGUGACCUCACCGUGCCUUAAUAUUAAAGGAAUCAUAUUUUUUCUCUAUCUCUAUUUAUUAUUCUUUCUCAAUCAAAAUCUUCCAAAAUUCGUUAUUUUUACUGUUUAAUUUAAUUUUCAAUUCCAUGUUAACAAUAUUAUCUUAAAAUAUGCUUCCAGUAGCUUGGUUCCCGAUAUUUAUGAAUAACCGAAUCGCCGAAUUCAUAAACGCAACGUUUAUUUAUCGUGAUGAUACCUACAUUUUUUAUCAUAAAAGACAGUAGACAAAUAGCAAAUAGUACCUACUACCUAACCUACAUAAUUUACAAAAUAGCAAGUACGUAAAUAUUUUUUAGAUUAGUUAGUAGCUUUUAUAAAGAACCUGUUUCCAAAAAUGACAUUUUCGGGACGUGGGAACGUUAUAUACCUACCUAUUUGAACAGGAUCAGUAACAGUUUCGUCUUCACGGUAUCUUUGGUAAAACGAUAAUAUAUUAUAUUUGAAGACCCUAUUUUUAACGAUAUUUUUAUAGCUCAACAUUUUGAGUUUCGAGUUCGUCUCUAUCCGACUCUGUUUUUAGUGUAGUGUUAGAUAGAGAGAGGUAAAUGAAUCCCAAAUACUUGUACAUUUGUAUUCUGUGCCGGAACUCACAAUGUCGAGUUAUAAAAAUAUCGUUACGCUACUUUCAACUUAUACAGGGUGCUGGGGAGUAUUUCCCAUAACUUCAAGGACUUGAAGAGUCCACGUAAAGAAGCCGAACUGCAUAACUAAUAUAUUUUAACUAAAAAAUAAAAACUUUUUAUCCAUGUAACACACGCCUUCAUCUAUCCUUGCAUUAUAAAAUACGUAAAACUUGGCUAUGUCAAAUUAUAAGGAUGCGUAUAAGAUCUAUUUACAAAAGAAACAUUAUUUACUAUGAAGAAUAUAAACCUGGAGUUAUGGGAAAUACUCCUGAGCACCCUGUAUUACAGAUUUGGUAAAAUACAAAUCAAACACUCAUAUGCGAUUUGUAAAUGGGUAUUUAAGUGUGAGAUAUCCCAUAGUAAGUGCCCUUUGUAUCUCUAUGUAUAUUAGUAUAGUCAAUCUACCCAUACCUAACCCUUACAACCAACAACCACAUUCCUUUAGAAUUUAAGAAACAAACUUGUUUUGUGACUGCAUCGCUUUAGCAGUUAUAAUCUGUGGUAAAGAGAUUCUAAAUUUAUAAUCUAUACUUCCGACGUUUUCGAUUUGUAUUUCCCGUAAACGGAGAAGUUAAUUUUUUCAAUUUAAAAAUUCAUACUCCGUGUACGGUAUUUUCAGGGGCCGGUUAUCGAUGGCUCUUCAGAUUGUGACCACUGGUGAUAAUCUGUUCAGUUUUUAAAUCAUUCAAAGAUAUGACGUCACGAAAGGCCCUUAGGGCUUACAAGUAUGAUGUCACUUUAUAGGAUUUAAGCCAUCUUCUGUUUUUUUUUGGUGAACCUUUGUUUUACAUGUUUUGUAAAAUAUUUUGAGGGUAGCCAUACAAUUUUCUAGUUUUACAUAACUACGAGGUGCCAAGUAAUUGUUUUUAUUAAAAACUACAUACAAUAUUUAAUUCGUCUUUUUGAAUUUGUGAAGUUUUAGUACCUAGCACAAGUUUUAUAUGGAUUUUUCUAAAAUAUUCCUCCUGUCCUAUGUUUAGUUCCUCUUAUGUUUACCACCAUAGGUACGUGUUUUUGUUGUAUAAAUCAAGAUGUACAGAGAUAGAAAGCCAAAAUUCAAAAUCGUUUGAUUGCGCAGGACAGAAAUUGCUGAAAUCAGUUUCAUUUGCGCAGCGAUAAAGGACCAUGUAAACGAUCAAACUUUUUGUCAAAUCAUAUUUGUUUGAUAAACAAUUUGAUGGACUGCGCUUUGUUUGACAAACGCUUCAACGUUUAUUAAAAAAGAAACAGUGUGCCCAGUGGGAGUUUUCAAUAUUUUCAUUCUGUUACUAUCACGUUGAUGUAAACGCAAAUUUAUAUGGAAUUGAAACAGUUGUGCAGUAGUGCCACUAGAUGGCGCUGUUUCAAUUCCUUAAAAAUUCGCGUUUACGUUACGUGACAGUAACAGUAUCAAACUGCCACUAGGCCCUCAGUUAUGAAUUCGAACUUUGGUUAUGUUUUUUUUAAUUCCCUUGGAUUAUAAGGCCUCCACAUAAAUAAAAGUAAAAAAAUCUGUUCAUGUAAAUAAUGUACAAAAUUAAAAAUCUGUAUUCAAAAUCUUUAAAUUUUUAUUAAGUAAAUUUUUUAUAUUCUAGCUCGGAGGGGAGUUGUAAUGGGAUUUUUGAUUGUAAAUAAAUAAUUACUUAUGUAAAUAAAAAAACACGUUGUAAUUAAAAGAUAUAUAUAUUUAUUCAGUCGAGUCAGUAAAUUGGGAAAUUAUUAAUUAUUAUUAUCUAUAUUUAUUGUUUAUAAAACAUUGUAAAAUUGUUUUCAUAUAAAUAAAAAAACACAUGUGAAAUUAUGAACUGUAGUUUUUUUUAUUAAAUCCU
Molecule: messenger RNA, 12295 nt
Organism: Bicyclus anynana (squinting bush brown)
Lineage: Eukaryota; Metazoa; Arthropoda; Insecta; Lepidoptera; Nymphalidae
Product: muscle calcium channel subunit alpha-1
Exons: 49
Coding region: 548-6460 (1970 amino acids)
Biological process (GO): calcium ion import across plasma membrane
Cellular component (GO): voltage-gated calcium channel complex; membrane
Molecular function (GO): high voltage-gated calcium channel activity
Source: RefSeq, a predicted model, not a curated record